AUGAAAAUUUUAGCUAUUUUCUUAGCGUUUUUAGUAAUCGCUUUACCUAAAAGAAUAGGUUAUCCUACCCAAAUAAGCACCCCUAAAUAAUUAUAUGCAUGUUAUAAGAGUAAUGAAGAUAAUAUAAAUAGAUAUUUAAGUCAUGAAAUCUAUCUUAAAUGUGAACUCGUCUCAAUGCGUUUUACAAACUGCACUUUAGUUGAUUCAAAAUUUGAUUAAACUGUAGUCUCAAGUACUAGCUUUUAAGGAUCUGACAUGACUGGUUCUUCUUUUACUGAUACUAGUUUUGAAAAUUGCAACUUUGAAAAUACUAUCCUUAAUGAUAUUAAGGGAUUCUUUAAUAAUUUUAAUAAUGUAAACUUCUAGUAGGCUAGCUUAAUAAAUAUGUAAAAUACAAAGAGCGAUUUCUCUAACGUUAAUUUUCAAGACUCGGAUUUAUCUGAAAGCAGUAUAAUUGAAUCUAACCUAUAAUAAAAUAGCUUUUCUAUGGUUAAUCUUUUUGGAGUAUAUUUUAGAGGAUCUAAUCUCUCAUAAGUCACUUUUUCAAGCACCAAUUUAUAAAAUACAAACUUUGAUAAUGCGAUUUUAAGCUAUGUGACUUUUAUUGAAGCAUAUAUAUCAGGAUCUUAAUUUUAUAAUACUGAGAUGAAAUUUCCAUAUUUUACAGAUUCCAAAUUAUAAGACAGUCAAUUUAUUAAUUCAAAUUUCUACUUAGCUUUAUUUUAUCAAUCCAUAUUAUCUAAUGUCAAGUUUUAAGAUACAAAUUUGUAAGAUGCUUAGUUUGAAAAUUGUGUUUUUAUCAAUUUAAAUAUAAAUACAUCUAAUCUAUCAAGGGCCAAAUUUUCUAAUGCUGACUUAUAAGGUGCUAGUUUGUAAAAUAGUAUUUUUGAUGAAGCUACCUUAAUAGGUUCAAAUUUUGAGGGAGCUGAUUUAUCAGGAUCUAAAUUUACCAACGCUAAUUUGUAAGGUGCUAAUUUUUAAAAUGCAAACUUAGAUAAUGCUAUUUUUAAUGGGGCUAAUUUAGAUGGUGCUGUGUUUACAGGUGCAUUUACUGACACUGCAGAUUUUGAGGGUGCGAAUUUUGGUAAUGCUAUUUUUUGA
Molecule: messenger RNA, 1101 nt
Organism: Tetrahymena thermophila SB210
Lineage: Eukaryota; Ciliophora; Oligohymenophorea; Hymenostomatida; Tetrahymenidae
Product: pentapeptide repeat protein
Exons: 2
Source: RefSeq, a predicted model, not a curated record